Mobula hypostoma (lesser devil ray) is the source of this 6698-nucleotide messenger RNA. It is a transcript of the gene ubr1, whose product is annotated as ubiquitin protein ligase E3 component n-recognin 1. Gene Ontology annotation, molecular function: ubiquitin protein ligase activity; zinc ion binding. The record is from RefSeq and is a predicted model, not a curated record. Gene Ontology annotation, biological process: ubiquitin-dependent protein catabolic process via the N-end rule pathway. The transcript has 47 exons. NCBI's taxonomy places the organism in Eukaryota, Metazoa, Chordata, Chondrichthyes, Myliobatiformes, Myliobatidae. The coding region runs from base 64 to 5319 and encodes 1751 amino acids.
CCGUAGAACGUCGACGGCCGCAGCUGCAAAAUUUCCGUGAAUCGGCGACGAGGAGGGACGAAGAUGGCGGAUGAGGAGGAGGUGAAGGAGCCGACUGACGGCCGAGGGGAGUUAGCCGGCGUUUGGCUGGAGCCCGAACAAGUAGUCAGGAUUUGGCAGGAAGGAGUUGAUCUGUGUUCUGGAAUAUACCAAUACUUCAUGGAAUAUGUCCCUCUAGUACACUGUUCAGGAUCAGAAGUCAAGUUACCUGAGGAGGAACAGGCCUAUCAUGUGUUACUUCAAACCCUGGAAUGGUUUCUCUUUGGGGAGUCCCCUGAAGCUGGUUUUGCAAAGCUGGAACAAAAUAAUACUUCACAACUAUGUGGCCGAGUUUUCAAAGGAGGAGAAACCACAUAUUCCUGUCGAGACUGUGCAAUAGAUCUUACUUGUGUACUAUGCAUGGACUGUUUCCAAAACAGUGUUCACCGAAAUCAUCGGUACAAGAUGAAUUCUUCCCCUGGAGGAGGUUUUUGUGACUGUGGUGAUAUUGAAGCCUGGAAGACUGGACCAACGUGUAUAAAGCAUGAACGCAGUCCAUCUGAGGACAUAAAGAAUCCUGCGAGCCAAUUACCUGUAGGUGUGGCUGAACGAGCCCAAGACUUGUUCACUAUUAUAUUCAUGUAUAUUGUGGACAUGCUGAUUUGGACAGAGGACAAAGAGCUGCAUCCAAGACUGCAACCAAGGGAGAAGUUGGACUCUUAUUUCUGUUUGCUGUUUAAUGAUAAGCAGCCUUUGUUUGACCACAUAAUUUACUUGCUCCAGCGGGCAUUAGACUGUUCACAAAAAGAAGCACAGAAUUACGCUGCCUUGAUAGAUAGAGAGGGUCGUAGAGCUGUAAAACAUGGAACAUUGCUUUCGUGUCAAGAAACAAAGCUUGAAGUUUUUAAUAUUUUAGACAGUGUCUUGCAGUCACCUCUUCAUGUUGAGAUUCUUCACUCAAGUGUUGUAUCCCAUCAGGCAUUUGCUUUGCGUCUUCUCUCCUGGCUCAGCCAGCUUAUUGGUCGUUCGGCUGGAUUGCGUCAAAUUUUCUGUGAAGUUGUACUUCACCAACCUCCAGGCUCGGAUCAACCUUGCCUGGUCAGCAAAUUAAUGUUAGCUGACACCAAAUUGUGGAAAGGAGCUCGCAAAGUCUUCCAUGAAUUAAUAGUGUGCAUUUUGCUGAUGGAAACAGAAUACAAGCGACUCUUUGCUGUUGAAUUUAUCACACAUUACAAGCAAUUGCAGCUUAAUUUUGUGGAGGAUGAUCACGAUCGAAACAUAUCUGUGACUGCUCAGUCUGUACAAAUAUUUACUGUUCCAACACUGGCUCGUUAUUUGAUUGAAGAACAUGGUGCACUAAGAAUCAUCAUCGAGACCAUAAUUGAGCUGUUUUCUGAGCACAUGGAUAAUGGCAAGCUUCACUUUCAGAGUAGCUACCAGGAAAAAUCACUAAGGAAGCAAAUGGUCUUUUAUGAUCUUAAAUAUGUGUUAAUCAGCAAACCACCUCUUUGGACAGACCGGCAGAGAGAACAUUUCCUAGAAGGUUUUAGAACCUUUUUGAAGCUGUUAAAAUCAAUGCAGAACAUGGAGCCAGUGAGCCGCCAGAUUGGGCAACACCUUGAGAUAGAGCCAGAGUGGGUACAAGCAUUCAAUAUCCAAAUGCUUCUGAAAUGUAUUCUGUCCAUGAUUCGGGAAUGGUGUGCAUCUGAUGAACAAGUUCUACUUCGAGCUUAUAAGGAGUGCCACCGUGUUUUGUCCCAGUGUUCUAAUGAGUGCGGUCAACGCAAUGCAAGGAGGCAGUACAACACUCUGACUCUGUGUGGUCACUCCAUCAGCUUGAAACGCUAUUUGGUAUCACGAGAGUCUGUCAGUAUUCACCUUCCCUUAUCCAGGCUCCUUGCAGGUUUGCAUGUGCACCUAAGCAAGAGUGGAGCAAUUAACAAGCUCGAGGAGCUUGUACCACCAUCGGAAUUUCAUGUAGAAAAACUGAUGGAUUACCCAUUGCGUUGCUUAGUGCUGAUGUCUCAAGUCACGGCUGAAAUGUGGAGAAGAAAUGGAUUUUCCUUAGUAAAUCAGGUGUAUCACUACCGUAAUGUAAAGUGGAGGGAAGAGAUGUUUGACAAAGACAUAAUUAUGUUACAGAUUGCUGCCUCUAUUAUGGAUCCAAAUCGGUUCCUAAUAUUUGUACUCAAUAGAUAUGAGUUAUUUGAAGUUUUUUCUAAGCCUGCAUUUGCUCGAAAUAAGGAUGUAAUCCAGCAGACUAAUAUUUUAAUAGACGAAUUACUCCACCUCAUUAUUAUGGUUGUUGGGGAGAGGUAUGUUCCUGGAGUAGGCCAUGUGAUGAAAGAUGAUGUCACUCUCAGAGAGGUGAUCCAUUUACUGUGUAUUGAACCAAUGCCUCACAGUGAACUGGCAAAAUUAUUACCUGAGAACGAGAACAAUGAAACUGGUUUGGAAAAAGUUAUACAUCAAGUGGCUACAUUUAAAAAGCCAGGGUUAACUGGGCAUGGUGUUUAUGAGCUGAAGCCAGAAUGUCAGAAGCACUUCAAUCUCUUUUUCUACCAUUACUACAAGUCACAACAAACAAAGGCUGAGGAAGAGCAGAAAAAAAAGAAAAAACAAACCAACAGUGAUGAAGCUCUUCCACCUCCUGUCCCCCCUCAGUUCUACGCAACAUUUGCAAAGGUUGCAAACAUUUUGAAAUGUGACGUUUUUAUGCUGAUCAUCAGAACAGUUCUUCAACGAGCUGUAGAUUCCAUUGGGCAGUUGUGCAAUGAAGCAAUGGUGCAGAAGACCCUUCAUCUCAUCUGCUUGGCUUUGCAAGAAGAACAGAGACAGCUCGAAGGAGUCACUGCAGAGGAGGAUGUGACAUUUGAUGUGUACCUCAAAGCAACAAGGAUAGGUAGUUCUGCCGUGAAUGCUGAGAGCAUCCUGACACUCCUGGAGAAACUAAAACAUGUACAUCAAUUAGAUGCCCAGAAGGACAUGAUUGUUUAUACCUUACAGAUGUUUGAUGUUGUGAAAAGGCUGAGAGAGAAAUCGAGCCCCAGUUCAGCAGACAUUGACAUCCAAAGGGCAAAUGAGUCCAUACAGGACAAAGAUAAGGCUGAGAGAAAACGGAAAGCAGAUGCUGCCAAAUUAUAUCGACAGAAGAUCAUGGCACAGAUGUCUGCAAUGCAGAAAAACUUCAUUGAAUCAAACAAACACCUAUAUGAAAAGGUGACAGAAGUUCAAAAACAAGGAGCAAUCAUAGCUGAGAAUGAAAGCAUUCCUCUGGUGGAAGCUUCUGGUAUAGCGCUGGGACCGAUGCAAGGUGCAACAGCAACCGAGAAAAUAAUACUGACCUGCAUCUUGUGUCAGGAAGAGCAGGAAGUGAAAACAGAUGAAAUGGCCAUGGUACUAGCAGCUUGUGUUCAGAGAUCAACGGCCUUGACAAAACAUAGGUGUCGAAUCAUAACAAGUAUAGGAGACAACUACGAUCCAAUCAUUAUGCAUCCUGACCUCGGCUGUGGCACUCAUAUAGGAAGCUGUGGGCAUGUGAUGCAUGCCACCUGCUGGCAAAAAUGUUUUGGAUCUAUGCAGAACCCAACACGCAACCGGGUUCAUGUUGAACUUCCUUUUGGUCUGGAAGAUGGAGAGUACCUCUGCCCUUUGUGCAAGACUCUUUGUAAUACUGUCAUCCCAGUCAUUCCACUGCAAGCACACAGUCUAGACAGCAAAGAUAUCGAAGCAAUAGCACCUACACUCACAAUAUCUCGCUGGCUAGAAAAUGUCUCAGCAAGAAUUAUGGGAUUGAAUGCUUCGGGCACAAAAGAGGAGGAAACCGGUCUCAUUCAAGUGAACCCAGUUCUGUGGGAAAGUCCUGUGGACUUUAGGUCCAUCCUCAGCUUUGGAGUCCAAUCACCAGUCAAGUAUUCGAAAAGCAUUGUGGAAAUGCUGCUGCUGUUUGCUACCGCUGUGUACCGGGUGGGAUUGAAUGUUGACCCGAAUGAAGUUGAUCCUCGAGUUCCGCUGAUGGCGUGGAGUGCCUGUGCCUUUACAAUCCAAUCCACGGAGAACAUACUUCAUGAAGAGGACAAAGUUUUAUUUGGAUCAUUGCCAGACAGACAGGGUAUAAGCCUGAAGGCAGUUCUACAGUUUGCUGCUUCUCAGAGAGUGGUGGCCUCAGCCAAAGUUAUCCAGAAGCACCUAACUCGCUUACUAUCUGUUUUUGUGCCUCCCUUGGAUGUUGAAAACAAUUGGUCUUUUCUGGAUAUUGACUUCUUCCACCUCAUGGUAAGUCUAGUCUUAGCAUUUCCUUCAUUGUACUCGGAAGAGACUGUGGAGCUGCAACCCUCUGAUAUCAGCUGUGCUUUCAACAACCUCUACCUCUUCCAUCUGGUUACCAUGGCACAUAUCGUGCAGAUACUUUUUACCUCAACAACAGACUGUCCCAUGGAGCAGGAUGGAGAGGAAAGUGAGGAGACCCGUUCAGCAGCAGAACUUUAUGAAACUCUUCAAGAAUACACAGGCAGAUGUUUAGAAAGUAAGCCCCAUGGCUGGUACUUGUGGAAUUGUGUGAAGUGUGGCAUCACUCCAUUCCUCCGCUGUUCUGCUUUGUUCUUCAACUACCUACUUGGUGUGCCACCACCUGGGGAUCUCUCAAAAGGUACUUCAGAAGGGCAUUUUGAAGCCUUAUGUUAUUACCUGGCUUUACCUACCAAUCUUUUCAAGCUUUUUCAUGACUAUAAGGACAUAAUGAACCCUUUACUGCAAAGAUGGUGUUUUGAUUCUUCCGUGCAAAGCUUUCUCAAGGGGCAGAGAACAUCAGUCCGAUAUCCUAGGGAAAGAAAUCAGUUAAUACAUCUCCCGGAGGAUUACAGUUCGCUUCUGAAUCAGGGAAGUCAGCACAGUUGCCCCAGAUCGUCAGAUGAUGAACCCAAGAACCUUGCCCUUUGCAUGUUUUGUGGAGCUAUGCUGUGUUCACAGAGUCAGUGUUGCAGGGAAGAAGUGAAUGGAGAAGAGUUUGGCGCCUGUGUAGCUCACACUAUGAACUACGGGUCUGGAUUGGGAAUGUUCCUCAGAAUACGGGAGUGUGAUGUCCUGCUGCUGGCAGGAAAAAACAGAGGAUGUUUCAUACCUGCUCCAUACCUGGAUGAUUAUGGAGAGACGGAUCAGUUUCUCAGGAGAGGCAACCCACUGCAUCUGUGCACUGAGCGAUACAAGAAACUCCAACAGCUAUGGCUACAGCACCGCAUUCUCGAAGAGAUCACAAGGAACCAAGAUGUAAAUCAAAUCGUCUUUGAUUGGGAGCAGCUUUGAACACUUGAUCAGCAAUAUCACUGUACUUUGCUAUUUGUAUCACGUCAGUGGUUAGUUUCUCAGAGCUGAUUAAGUUGAUGUGCGCUGUUUCUAAUCUGCUGUGGCUGUAAUCUGGUUACAGUGCAGCCAGCUCAUACCAGCAAGGAAGCCAAUAACUUGUAGUUUCAGGCCUCCAGAUAUUCUUAAAAUGCCUUUUAACCAUAUGUCUUACAUGGAGACCUUGGAGUAAAAAAGGAAAACUAAUUGGAGGGCAAAGUUAGAAACUUCAACUUGAUGGUUAUAUUUCUUCCAACCCCAAUUCUUCCCCGGCACUGCCAUAUUUGUUGUGUAAGUAAUUUUCCAGCCCUGGAGAGGUCAGAUCAGUCCAAGCACUGAUAUUUGAAUUGGUGUAGCUGUACCAGUUUGAAGAACAGUUGAAGGAGGAUAAACAUUUAGUGAGCUGUGAUCACGGCCAUUCAUUUAUACGCCUUGCUUGCACUAAACAUUUUUUACAAAAUUACUGCCCUUAACUAUGUUCGGGAUGUAUCAGGGAUCCAGAUACACAUGUUUUGAUCACAGGGAUUUGAGAAACAUAUUUAUCUCCAUAAAGUUUGCUUUAUUCCAUAAUUUUAGUCAAUGUAUUUGAUAUCAGCCAGGAAUUAACAGUACUUGACAGAUUCUGUUCUGUUUUGCUUAAUUUCUGUCUGUAAAUAACAUUGUUUUAUGGAUGCAGAAAUUAUUAUCCACACUUGAAUGUAUGAAGUGAUAGGAAAUUAAAUGUAAUCGCAGAAGUUUGCCAACUGCCCACCCCCCAAGUUUGCCGCCUCAUUCAUAAGGUCAUGGCUGACCCUGUGUCUUGUAGUUCGAAACAAUGCAAAUGCCUUCAGUCGGUCAAGGCUUAAAGUGUGGGUAGUAAGAUGAAAAAAAACUUUUGAAGAGAAGCUGAUUUUUAUCUUAUCCUUGAAUAUUAAAUGUGAAAACUUUCAGAGGGGAUACUGCAAUAUUGAACUUGAGAGAGCUCAAAAAUGUGCGCAAUUGCUGGAAGUUCAUGUAAAAGGACAUUUGGUGAUUAAAAUACAAUGGAAGUUUUGGAAUCUGUGUGUGCCUGCCCUGUUUCAUAUAAUGCUUGACAGUGAAUUGCAUUUGAUUGUGAUGCUCUUUAGCAUGGUGAAAACAGAAUUGUUGGAACAAGGAAGAUUUUUAUCUUCUCUGAGCUCCAUUGUAGGUAUCUGAUUUUUCACUUGAUUCUCUUUGUCUUAAUAGAGCUAUGUGACCUAGUAAUAGGGUCUACCAAGUUUAAACAAAUAUUUUAUAAAGUUAAUUACAAAUAAAGAAUAUACCAAAUAUAGCAUAUUUUCUGUUUUUAUUUUUGGAGUGGGACUGUAAUAAAUUACAUGGUU